UACGAUUGGUUGCUAUGGGAAACCACCCCAGGUUUCCUCUCACACAGGCGGAUGAAUGUGACCACUAGUUUUCUAGCUCCUCUGCUACACAGACCCUCCAGGAGGCGGCAGGUCUAUUUGUAGCGCACACAGAGGCUGUCAGGGGUCCGGGCCUCCGAGGACAGGUGGCGCUGCGCUCAGUGUGGGGCUGUCAGGCUCCGGAGCCAUUUUCCUGGCUGCAGCAGUCCCGGCCUCGUCCCCCUCCCCGGCUCUGUGGAUGUGUGUGUGUCAGGCUCCUCCCAUCACUCCGACUGCGGCCUCCUGGACCUCUCUUGGCUGAGGCCUGCCCGAUACCCCGGCCCCGCAGCGCCUGUAUUGUUUCCGUGUGUGGAGGCCCUACACCGCCGCCUCACCCGGCUCUUUCCCGCUCCCUCGCCCUAGCGCUUGUCAUGGACUAAGGCGGAAGAUGGCGGGCGGCGGAGAAAGCCGGUUUCUGCAAGCUUUGGAUAGAGCACAAUCCAAGAAAGAUGCAGGUUUUACAAAUAACUGGAGUUUUGAAAACCUGGAAGAAAGUGAAGGUGAUGUUGAAAAAGAUGAAGUUAACUUGCUCAACAUAGAAGAGAGUGAUGGGGUCAACUCAAAAGCUACUGAAAGAAAGUCCAUUCAACUACAGCCUAGGACUCUUCAAAGUCCAGGGGAUUCAUUUAAAACCUAUGAGAGACGAGGCAAAGCACUUUACUUAAGACCUAGUAAAGGCAACGCAACUGGGCUGAACAUGUUAGGAGCAAGCAACAAACUGGGAGAGAAUGCUCAGAACAUUGCACUCCCACCAGGAACUAUGGUGCAGGGAAGAAUUUUUCAGCACACAAAUAUCACUCGGUCAGUCAUGAAAACAGCUGCACAGAGCAGUCUGGAAAGACGGGAGAGGAAAGAAUACCCACCACAUGUUCCAAAGGUAGACGAUUCAGUUAGGUUGACACAAAGAUUAGAAGACAUGCAGGACACAAGGGACGAUUCCGAGUCAGAGUCUGAGCCUUCGAUAAGGAGAAAGAGCACAGAGCAGAGUGAUUCUUUUCAACACUGCACAACUUGUGUAAAAGAAAAUAAAAAGACGAGAUGCCAAAGUUGUGGAGAUGCACAGAGACUUUGCCGACAAAGCACUUCAUCUUCAGAGUCACCUGCUUCCCUAGCCAGGCCGUCAAUACAUCAGAUUGUAUCAGCAGACAAAGCAUUAAAUGCUAAGACUUUCUAUGGCUCUUCCAGAAUUACAAUGGACUCCAUGUUAAAAAAUGACUCUCCACGAUGGAAGCAAUAUCCAGCAAAUGGGAAAAUUGGACUUUCUACAGAAUCUAGUUUAUCCAAGAUUACUAAAAAUGCAAGACUUAAGAGUAGUAGAUUGUCGGAAACAAAUGACCCAAUUAUUUUGUCUAGUGACGAUGAAGACAAUGUUAGCACCGGAAGCACAAGCAGGAUAGAGAGCAUCUCUCCUCGGCCUGCAGAUUCCGCUUGUUCCUCUCCUGUUCCAUCAUCUGGGAAAGUAGAAGCAGCUCUGAGAGAAAAUAAUUUAGUUGAUAAAAAAUAUAGUAGCCCACCUGAGCCUGACCUGCAUGUCACCAUCCCGAGAAAAGCAAGAAUGAAGGAUCAGUUUGGCAAUUCCGUAACUACAACUCCUGUAAAGCGUCGUAAAGUUGCCCAGAUAGAGUUGCCUAGUGAACCAACCAGUAUGUUACCCUGUCCUGCAAAACCUUGUGAAAGCAUGAUCCUUGUUUGUAGGAAUGUGCGUAUAGGGACCUUUUACCGACAGAUAGUAGAGCCUGUUGUGUUUUGUGUAGACUUCAUAAAGAUAGUACUCGAAGCACCUGAUGCUGAAGGUCUUCCUGAAGAAUUAUUCCUGAAAACGUCUGAACUUACAAAGUGUGAGUGGUGCUGUGCGAGAAAACUUUCGCUAGUCUUUUAUCAAAGUACUCCGUUUCUCUGUAACAAGCUGCGUUUACAGUUUAAGAUGAGCAAACAAAAUGGACUUGGAUGGUAUGACUGCAAGGCUGCAAAUAUAGAAGAACAGUACAUUGUGCUCAUCUUUGAAAAGCCUCUGAAUGGACAUGAGAUUCUUUGUUUCGAAAAGAUACAUACUGACGUUGAAAAAAAGAACUUAAUUCCACAAUUUUUAUCAAAACUUGUCUUUGAAGAAGCUAAUCGACGACUUGUUGCCUUUACCAAUAAUGUUCAAGAAACACCUUCACUCGCUUCAACUCAAAAGGACCACAUAACUAGAAGUGUUAUAUCUGAAACUCGAAUGAAGUUGAGGAAUACCACAACCCAGUUGCAGUACUUUGAUGAUAGCGAAGGAGACAAUCACAGUGUCUUUAUCGGCCCUAUUGAAAAGUUGAUUGUUUAUCCUCCACCUCCUGCAAAAGGUGGGAUCUCCGUCACUAAUGAAGAUCUCCAUUGCCUAAAUGAGGGAGAGUUUUUAAAUGAUGUUAUUAUUGAUUUUUAUUUAAAAUAUUUAGUCCUUGAGAAACUUCGAGACAAAGCAGAAAAAAUCCAUAUUUUUAGUUCUUUUUUCUAUAAGCGUCUUAAUCAAAGAGAGAGAAGGAAUCUUCAAGAUACUGCAAACCUAACAUUACAACAAAGAAGGCAUGGAAGAGUAAAAACAUGGACCAGACAUGUGGAUAUAUUUCAGAAAGACUUUAUAUUUGUUCCACUUAAUGAAGCUGCUCAUUGGUUUUUAGCUGUCAUUUGUUUUCCUGGCCUAGAAAAGCCUGAGUAUUAUCCUAACCGAUGCUACCAAGAGACUAACAAUCCAUCUGCAGCAAUGACACAGACAGAUGAUAAUCAGACCUCUGUUUCUUCUGGUGAAUCACAAUCCUGUUUGCAGAGUGGUUCUUCUAAGUCACCCCUUAAGAAAUUGCCCAGUAAAAAACAAACUGUUGCUUCAAGUGAUGCAAGCUCUGGAACUGAAGAUGGUGACACCCCAGUGAAUAGAAGAAGCCAUUGUGUAGGAAGGCACAGCCUCAGAAAAAAUGAUCAAGGACUUCAGGAGUCUGAUGCCUCUCUAAAAUCUCCAUUUUCACAAACAGACUCUAGUAAAAAUGUUAAUGGAAUAGCAAAUGAAUGUAAAACUCCAAUAAAGCAUGCUGAUGGUUUGCACAGAAUACAGAUAAGCUAUAGUGACUCUCCAGAUGACCAGAAGAAAGGUGACGAGGAACUCAUAGAUUUUUCUGAUGAUCAGGAUAACCUGGAUGAAAGCAGCGAUGAUGGUGGCCUUGCUGAUGACAAUUUCACUUCAGAAGCUGGAAAAUGGCAUCUCAAACCCUUAUUCUGCAAACAACCGUGCAUACUGCUAAUGGAUUCUCUGAGAGGUCCUUCUCGUUCCACUGUGGUGAAAACAUUACGAGAAUACCUAGAGGUAGAAUGGGAAGUUAAGAAAGGAAGCAAGAGAAGCUUUUCCAAAGAGUUCAUGAAAGGUUCCAACCCUAGAGUGCCUCAGCAGAACAACUUCAGUGACUGCGGAGUGUUUGUACUGCAGUAUGUGGAGAGCUUUUUUGAGAAUCCCAUUCAAAGUUUUGAUCUGCCUAUGAACUUGACGGAUUGGUUUCCUCAACAAAGAAUGAAGACAAAGCGGGAAGAAAUCCGGAAUCUUAUCCUUGGCUUGCAGGAACUUCAAAGCAAAGACAAGAAGGGACAGAGGGACCUUGGCAUAACACAGCCCACUCCACAGGAGGGAACAGAGCAGUUUAUCAGAGAUUUUGAAAGCGUAUGAAUAUUUCAUGUGUGGCACGCUACUGCCAUCACAAAGCAAAGCUGACUUGUUUUCAAAUUUGCCGUACUUAGAUGUUUGAGCAGCUGAGGCACUUGAUGCUCAGUCUGUUUGUGACUGAAUGCGAGCUUGUGUAAACAUCACCGGAAUGACUGGUUGCCAGCCACAUUAACUAUAUGGAAAACUUACAGGACUGUACAUAUGGUAAUAAGGUCAUUUUUUCAGUAUUUAUGAUUUAUUUUUAUUUUUUUGUCUCAUUCUUAAGAAGUUUGUGUCAUUCUCUUAACAGUAACUACAAACAAAUUACACUUCAAAUAAAAAGAAAAUAUUUAUAGGCUCACAUUUUUAUGUGUAUUGUUAUUUAGUAUGGGGUUCCCUUGCAAUGUUAAACAGAUGUAAGUUUUUACCUGCAUUCACAUGUAAAUUAUCUAUCUAAUAUUUGGUAGCCUGCCCUUUUACUGGUAGCUAUUCUGCCUACCUACAAGAUAGUGUCUGAUCAGUGGAGGGUCCCACCACUGGGAUACUCAUUCAUCACUACAACAGGGGUCCUGUGUCUACUCCUUUGGCUAUAGCAGCAGUGAUUAGAUGCUUGACCACUGCUCCAAAGUCUGUGGGACUCCCAGAGAUUGCAGAGUGCUUUGCUGAGAUGUCUUUGGCAGUGCCAUAGAAUAUAAAUUGAGCAGUUUUGUACAUAUGUGAUCCAGGAUGUACAACUCACGUUGUCAAGGAUUAAUGGGCAUCGCAAAAGUUUGACCCCACCGAUUAGACACUGGACAGGUGUUACGUUUUGAAUAUGAGAAAACCCCUUUAAGAUUUUUUGUUUCUCCGUAGCAACACGCUAUAAACUGACUGCAGGGAAACUGUAAAAAUGGUGCUAAACUCUAAAAGGGGUUUACAGUAAAGAAGGGGUCACGCUUGUCCUUGAGCUGCAUUGAGUAAUGCGGCAGAAUUGGACUGCGCUGCAGUUGGCGAUACUUGCAGUGGACAAGCAUGGCUUUCUAGUUCUGGACAAUCCCCUUUUUAAAAUGUUUUAUUUUCAGUGUAGGUAUUUUAUUUUUUUAAAUCUUACAUUUUCAGUUAUUCACCUGUAAAACAUUUUUUACCUGGGCUUUCUCUUAAAACUAAAAGCAUUUAUUCUUUAGCUAUAAGUGGUGAUGGAAUUAUAUAGCAGUUGUUUCUCCUGUCAUUCAUACACUAAAUCAUGCAAUAAGUGCUCGGUUUUAAACAUUAGUCUUAUGAUAUUUUGUCUCCCUUUUUUAAUUUAUAUGUGCGUAGUUCUUAAUUCUUAUGCCUUAUGUCACACUAAGGCCCCAUCCGCAUUGCUAAGAUUCAACCAGCAGGAUUCAGUUUUCAGCAGAGUCCCAUUGUUUUCAAUGGAUUCUUCUGCUCUGUGCACACUGCAGAAUUUCAACAAUGGAGUUCCACUGGCAGAACAGAUGUCUGCCCAAAGAAUUAACAUGUUCAUUCUUUGGGCACAAUUUCACCAGUCUACAUUGCUAUCUGUGGAGACUCCACACAUCCGCGUGUUAACUUCAUUGAGAUUUCAGCAGCACCUGUUCCAGACAGUAUUAGCAGUGUGCACAAGUGCAUUGCUUACACACAAAGGCAGCCAUUUUGUAGGGUGAAUUUUAGUCGGUUUUUACUUGGGUACCAAAACUAUUUCUAUGCCUAGCAACUGCCAUUAAAAUCAGGUCACAAAAUGACAGGCUAGUCCUUAUCUGGCUACCAUUGUUGCUGCACAAGAGUAAGAUUAUUCUGGUCAGCAGACUUUGAAAAAGCAGUCUGGUAUAGUGGUGAAUGUGUUUAGCAAGAAUUUGGUCCGAAAAGUUGAAUGAAAUGACAACUUGCGAAUUCCUGAGCUAUAUUAACCCCUCUGCAGUCCAAAACAUUGUCUCCGUGUGUUAACUUCAUAGGGUACUAGUGCUAAAAGGCAUUGGUACCACCUAUGUGCCAUGUUUUACUGUGUUACUGUUUUUGUAUUGAUUUUCUUAAUUUUGAUACAUUGCUGUAGUUAAAAUCCACCUUGCCCCUUUCUUCCCUAAAAUUGUCUAAUGUUGGACAGUCAGAAGGCCACCAUUCCCAUCUGGACCUUUUAUAGCAUAUCCUGAAUUAGAAAGAAAAAAAAAAAAAAACUGGUUUAUUUCAGAAACAACACCAUAGCUGUCCUUUAGGUUAUGUGUGGUACAACAACUUUGCUUUACUCACUUCAAUGGAACUGAGCCUCAAUACCAAAAACAACCAGGACAUAACAUAACUUUGUUAGAAAAACAUAACUUAUUAUUAAUAUCCACAAAAAUAGAAAAAAAAUGUUUAAAAAUGCAUGCAUUUGCAUGGGGUGCAUAAUUUACUAGGGUGUUAUCCCUAAGCAAAAUACAUGUGGUCAGAAGACCCUUCAAUGUAGAAAAAUGGACGUCUUUCCUGGUUUUCCAGGUACAUUCCUCAGGGAAAUCCUAUGGAUAACAGAGAAGGAGAUAAAGUCAACACUGUAGAGCAGAAAGCAUUAGCUUACCUUGUGUAUGCCCUAAGUGAGGCGCUAACCUGCUCACUCAAAGCAUAGAUAGUCCCUUCCAACAUGGGAAGCGGGUUGUCUUGUGGUGCCCAUAUAUUUUCAAGAAGUGUCGACUGAACUGACCACCUUAAACAAAUGAGAAGUCAAAAGUUCAUGUGUUAUCUAUGGGGAGAGGAUGGUUAAACAGCAGCCAGACUGAUCAGGUGCCGCUUAUCCCUCCCAGAACAAAAGGUUCUGGUAUCCAAAAUCCAACACUCUCGACCUUAGUUGGCUGAACUGGGUGGUAGUGGGUUUUGCAGUCUUUGGUUUAAGGUGUAUUGGCAUCUUUAGGGCAUAACAGGGCAACAUACAGUGGUAGUUUGGGCUGGGUGGUAGUUUAGGUUGGGUGCUAGAGUAGUUACCUUUAAUAAGAUAAGCCGAUGCUCUCUUCCCUACAGUGUGGAUAUUAUCUCCUACUCCCUUGGGAGGUUUUCACUACCUAUAGGAUCUCUUACCUCUAGGGUCCUCUGGAGGCGUAUUUCUAUAAUAAUGGGACCUGUCCACUUUUCUCCUUCUUGAGGGUCCUCUGGCAAAGUGCCCAUGAUUAAAGGAUAACAUCCUAGUAAUUUAUGCACCAUUUUGUUUUGGUUAUGGUAACUAAUGGUGUCCUCUGGGUUUGUGUUUUUGCUAUUUUAGUGGAUAUUAAUAAAGGUUACUUUUUAACAUUGGUGACACCAAUAUAGUAAUAGCCCAGGUGUGUGUGGCUGAUCAUUCUACUGUACUCCGUGGAAUAUCUCCGGUUAUAUCCUGUGGAUAUGCCAUCAAUUUCUACAUAGGAUUACCCCUCUAAGUGUGUAACUCUUAACUGGGCUCCCACAAUGCACUGCUCGAUGAUAACAGGGAUCUAACAGGAUUUACCCUACUGUCUGAGCAAUCAAAAACUAUUACAGAUAAACAAACAAAGUAAUAGUUUUUAUUUUUUUUUAAUACAUUUUACAGAUGAAAUAUUAGGGCACUUGAGAUUGGAAUUUUGAGAGCAAAGACCCUACAGUCUGACAGCAUUGACUGGAAAGGACCAAAGUGGGUUAAUAAAAAUGCUAAGUAUUUCAUAGUAAUUUAUAAUAUAUCACAAAUAUUUCCAUAUGCUUUUCUUUACCUAUUCCCAGUAUGUGGUAUGAUAAAUUAAAAACAAAAAUGAAUACUCCAGUGGGAAUUAUUUUUAGUUUUAUACUUGAGCACCUCCUUAAGCCAAGGUUUAUAUAGGCUAAAGCGGGGGAGGUGUGCAGAAGAAAACUACUGGUUUCCAAAUCUUAUGUUCAUAGCUGAUGCCAUGUGUGCUUGUAUCUGUUUUGUAUGCUUUUGUAGAAUGUUUUUCAGUGCCUUGUAUCUGCUGGGUCAUCUUACAGAUCCUAGGCCUCACCCAUCUUCACUAUUCUUGAGUAACAAAGAGAUGCCAUUAAUGCUGGAAAUUAAGCAGUUUUGUCUUGUUUGUAAACCUUUGUACUGUACACGUUGAGCUGGUAAUACCUGAAGUACUGUAGUUUGAUAUGUAUGUUGCAAGCAGUUUUUCAUUAGAAUGCUCAGAAUUGGUUAGCAACCAAAACUCUGUAAAAUCCUUAUUGAUUUAAUUGAUUUGUGCUGAAGGGAUGAGCCUUUAUAAGGUUUAGCGUUUUCUUACCAGUAUAAGAUGUUUUGAACAGCCGCCCCGUCAUCAGGAUGAGUUGGUUUUUAGCAUCUGAACUCCCUGCAUAUGAGAGUACUCUUUAUUAAAUUUCUCGUAAAUCAAUUCACUUUUAAACUUGUUAUAUAAAUGUAUACAGUGCUUAGUGUUUCACACUGCAUAGUUUCAAAUAGUGUUUUGUUGUUUUUUUGAGCCUACUUUGUUGUUAGUUCUGUAAUAGGUUAAUCCUAUAAAUAACAUAUUUAUUAUUUUUGAAAUAAAAAUACUUCCAAAGUAUUAAUGUAAAUUCAUUGUACUCUAUAUUUCAGGGUUUUUAUUUUUGUUACUCUAUAUUUGUGUAUUAUAAGAUAGCAAUAUGUGCAGCAUUAAAC
Messenger RNA from Hyla sarda, 8276 nucleotides. It is a transcript of the gene SENP6, whose product is annotated as SUMO specific peptidase 6. Gene Ontology annotation, cellular component: nucleus; cytoplasm. NCBI's taxonomy places the organism in Eukaryota, Metazoa, Chordata, Amphibia, Anura, Hylidae. Gene Ontology annotation, molecular function: SUMO-specific endopeptidase activity. Gene Ontology annotation, biological process: protein desumoylation; regulation of spindle assembly; regulation of kinetochore assembly. The record is from RefSeq and is a predicted model, not a curated record.